GGUCGAUUAAAAAAAUAAAAACAUGCCUUUAAUUUACAAAUAUCAUUUAAGAUUUCCGUGAAAUAGCAACUUGUCAUGGUAUGAUUUUGAGUAAUCUUGACUGCUGAAAUAAGUAACAAUGUCAUGGUGUAAGCUGUGUGCAUUAAGAAGAGGUUUUUCUACUUCCUGUCAUCUCAGUAUAAACAGACCAAGGGUCAAUGAGAUCAACAUUCAAUUGCUGUCAGAAACUCUUCAACAACAGAUAUUCAGAAACAGUCAGUGCACAAAAUCACAAGAAAUAAGUAAGUUUGAUAGCUCAGGAGAUGAGAUACACGUGAAACAAGAAAAAACUUUAGAUGAUGGUCAACUAAAAAAAGUAAAGAAACACUUGUCCCAGCAUGAAUUGUGGGAUAAACAAACUAACCUGCACAAAGAUGUCAGUUUUAAUCUACCACCGCUACUAGGUAAAAACAUAGAUGAACAUUUUAUGAAUCUUGGGAAGAAGCAGGUGAAGGAUUAUGUUGACCUGGCAGAGUGUUUAUGUUCGUCUGUCAUUCCUACAAUGCCAUCAGAGUGGGCAUUCUGUCCAGGUUGGGUGAAAUAUGACGAGGACGGGAUUCCAGUUCCUGUAGAAUACCCAGAAGAAUGUGUCAUAGUGUUUGACGUGGAAACGAUGGUACAGGAGGGAAAUUAUCCUGCCAUGGCAACAGCUGUAUCUGAUAAAUACUGGUAA
This is a messenger RNA of Ruditapes philippinarum (Manila clam), 712 nucleotides long. RefSeq lists its product as uncharacterized. The coding region runs from base 119 to 712 and encodes 197 amino acids. The record is from RefSeq and is a predicted model, not a curated record. Lineage: Eukaryota; Metazoa; Mollusca; Bivalvia; Venerida; Veneridae. Gene Ontology annotation, molecular function: 3'-5' exonuclease activity; DNA binding; DNA-directed DNA polymerase activity. The transcript has 4 exons. Gene Ontology annotation, biological process: mitochondrial DNA replication. Gene Ontology annotation, cellular component: mitochondrion; gamma DNA polymerase complex.